Molecule: messenger RNA, 10047 nt
Organism: Diorhabda sublineata
Lineage: Eukaryota; Metazoa; Arthropoda; Insecta; Coleoptera; Chrysomelidae
Product: proton channel OtopLc
Exons: 13
Coding region: 644-3532 (962 amino acids)
Biological process (GO): proton transmembrane transport
Cellular component (GO): membrane
Molecular function (GO): proton channel activity
Source: RefSeq, a predicted model, not a curated record
AAUUCUUAAGGCGCGUAUAUCUUCCUGCAACACUACUUCUACUUCCUGUUAUUUUUCGACACUUCCUUGUUUUAAAAUAGUUCUGCAUUCUAUUUUGUAACUGUUUUGGUGUAAAAAGUAACGUAAGCGUUUCUGUGCGGUCUCAGAAUAAUAAUAAAGCUGCUACCUACAAAUCGAUGUGAUUAUUUUGAAGUUGCAGUAGUGUGUGCACUAGUGUUUACGAUUGCAGUUUCUGCUUUCAUUCUCGGACGCAUCUAGAGUCUUUGUGUUUACAGAAAUAACUCGAAUUUUUAAAAGGUUUAAGAUAAUGAUAGUUUCUUUUUAUAUAUCGACAAAUAAAUUCUAGUCAACGGAUUAGGGACUUUUUCAGUGCGUUUUCAAAAUAAACAAACUUGUUGCCAAGUAGAGUAAUGGCCUCGCGAUGUAAACAGAGUCAUUGCCUGGAUGGGGUAGUUUUAUACUUUCAAAAUAAUAGUUGAAAGUUUUUGAGCAUUAUUGUGUAUUUAUUUAUCUUGUACCAGAAAAAUUAGUCGCAGUUAUUCGUUUAUAUAAGGAUUUUCGAAAUAUUAAAUGAAACCAUUUUUUUAUGAAAUGACUGAGAUUCCAAAAUGAAUUUUGGUUUCAGUAGAAUCGUAGUGCAACUAUGCAGCGUUGCCCGUAUCUCUACGAGAUGAAAGAAAGACUGCUCGAGGACACAAUUCCUAUGAAAAUAAUCAUGCCCAAAGAAGUUCCACCACCAUGCCCUCCUUUACCAAAGGACCAACAACCACUCAUCGUUCAGCAUAAGCCAGUUGCGACUAUAGUCAAAAUAGAUAAUGCUGGGCUAACACACACUACCCCAACGCACUGCACUGCCGAUCAGACCCCUCUUGUGCCCGAGAAACCGGAAAGCAAGUUUUUCCCCAUUUGUCAGAAGAUAUUUCCAAAAAAUGCAAAGACAUCCCUGUUCAUUGUAACAAGUUUCGUCUACGCCAAACUUCUAGUCGUAAUAUGCAUCGCUUACGUCAUUUCGGAUAUAGUGACGCACAACAUACCCCCGUACUACUAUGAAGGAUUUUUCACUUACCUUUACGGUUUUAGCAUUCUUUUCUUACUGUACGUUUUCUGCUUUUUAUUGCAAGAAAGCUCUUGUUGUUCUGGAAAUGAAAAACAACCAAAGCCAGUUCCGAAAAAGAAUGUGAAAGACAAGGAAGUUAAAAAUAAAAAGGAAAAAGAUGAUAAAGAAAAAAAGAAAAAAGAAGCCGAAGCACAAAAAAAGCAGAAGAAAGAAAAGAAAGAUAAAAAGGAUAAGAAGCAGGAGAAGAGCACCUACCGGCGCAACUCUGAAGGGGUGGUUGACGCAGGCCUGGCAGCCGUGCCUGUGCCUGUAGAAGAAAUAACUCAAUCUCAAGCUGCUACUGUUGUAUCACAGGAACAGCCUCCUGUCGCUCCAGCAGCUCCAGCGGCUCCUGGUGCUACAACUGCACAACAAACUACUCGUCAGCCUACUCCACCUGCCGAUUCCGUAGCCAUAGAAUCCAGUUCAGAUUCGAAGAUCAAAUGUAAGCGCAAGACUUCACAGAACGAUCACAGUCACGGAAGUUUUUUCUUGAGAAUUGGUGCAAUAGCUUUUGGGUUGGGAACUAUGAUUUACAUCGGAUUGGAGUUUGGAGUAUUCUUCGAGGUACCGUUCAACUCUCCAUGUUACAUGAUCCUAAAGGGGGUAAAUCCUACGUUGCAGAUGAUAUUUACCUUUAUGCAAAUGUACUUCAUUUUUAUGAAUUCACGGCUCAAUAUACAUCGUUUUAAAGUGAUAGCACGGUUUGGAUUGAUGCAUAUAGUCGCUACGAAUAUUUGUGUAUGGAUUCGAACAUUCUUUAUAGAAUAUUUGAAAGAUAUUACAAAAUAUCAUUUAAAAUUUAACAAUUCUACAAACUUGUCCAGCGAAGAAGCAUUUUCAGAAAGUGUAAAGGCACAUAACUUACGAAAUGUGAACACUGUUCUAGGAAGUCACAAAGCAAUACCAGAUAAGGUACUGCAAACAACCACUUCCUUUACAACGUUACCUCCAGUUUCUACGACCGUAGCAACAUUCUUCAAUAAAAUAGUUACGACAUUGAGACCUUCCCCACAUAAUCCAAAUCCAUGGUAUUUUCCAAUAACCACAACUGUUAAGAACAGUCCUGGAAACUUAUGGAAAAUGGUCACUACUACCACUUCAACAACCAGUACUACAACUACAACAACUACGCCUUCCCCUACAACUACUAGAAUCAUUCCGAAAACAACAGUAGCUAGAGUUUGGAGAGCUAUCACAACAAGUUUGAGUUCAAGUGCCACUCCUAGUGCUACUACGACCACAACUAGUACUACUCCUCCUAUUACUUCAAAAGCUACUUUCACUACUCCAACCACUACUGCGUUACCUACCACAAUUUCUUUUCACAAUUUAUUCGAUUCUAGUCUAGUUCGAAGUAUUACGGCUGACAAUAUCAACAGUGCCUCUGAGAAUAAUGUAGCGGAUCUAUUUCCAGAAAUUGGUAAUACACAUACAAACAAUGAAACGGAGUUUUUGAACGACAUAAUUCCACAAGCAUUUACAUUUACGUCGUUGUAUAACAGAACAUCUAAUAAUUCAGAUCAUUGUGGUAGACUGAAUAUAAUGGGAACAAUUGUUGAAGAUUCCGGACCCUAUUUAUAUCCAUUUAUUAUAGAAUUUUCUCUAAUUGGAGCAGCUGUCAUUUUUGUUAUGUGGAAGCAUAUUGGACGAAAUCCAAAAUAUGUGAAUCAGGAGAACCUAGAACAUCGUUUGGAGAUUAUGUUAUCUAGAAGAGCGGUUGCAUUAGCCCAAGCACAACAGCACGGUCGUGUCGAUUGUGUUGGUGCUUCUAAAGGAUUGUUCUUCGGAUUGUUGAUGCUAGUGGGAUCCUUGAUAUGUCUUAUUCUGUUUUUUGUGUUAGUUUCAAACAAUACAUUUAGAGUUUUAGCGGUGUAUUUGGCCGAAGUUUCCCAUUGCGCUCUAUUGGUAUUGAGUAUCAUAGCAAUUUUGAUUGGAUUUAUACGAGUGAAAUCAUUGAAGUUCAAAAAAGAAGAGCAAAGUGAUUUAAAUGACAUAUUGCUAAGAAUUUCAGCAUUUGGACUUUUUCUCUAUGCAGUUUUUAGCGUGAUCGCAGGACACUUACAUGCAUUUUCCCAAGACGCUAAUUUAUUAGCAAUGAUUACAGGAAUUCUAGUAGUUAUUCAAGUGAUUCUUCAGCUGCUCUUCAUCGCUGACGUAUCACGUCGUCGAGUUCACCUACCGGAACAUGAUAGGUCCAAACCAGGACGUCAAGUUGUCACGUUCUUAUUAAUUUGCAAUAUAACCAUUUGGAUAAUAUAUACUUUCGAAAUGAAAAAAGUUGAAGAGAAUCCGGUCCAACUAAAAUAUUACGGGUACUUGACAUGGGCCAUGGUUCAAAGACUAACACUGCCACUUUGCAUUUUCCACAGAUUCCAUUCAGCUGUAGCAUUAGCGGAAAUUUGGAAAACUAGUUAUAAACCACGACUUGAAUGAGAAAGUUUAGAUUAAUAAUUCAAUGAUGACAUUUUUUCAAACUCGAGCUAAAUAUUUCCCAGCAAACACAUCGGUGGAGAUAUAGCACUAAUAAUUUAAGUAGACAUUUAAAAUUAUAUAUAACGAUUUACAUUAUAAACUAUAGAAAUACGUGUUUUACAAAAUCGUAUUAUGUUGAUGGUGUAUUUAAAAAUAUAUAGAGAUAAGGUAAGAAUGUUCAGUUACAUAGUAGCUGCGUUUUAAGCAGUUACUGGUAAAUAAGUUGUCACUAAAUAAUUUCAUUAAAUUAAAGACUAGAUUUCUACUAAUAAAAUAAUAGUUUUAUCAAAUCUGUUGACACCGCUGUAUAUUUACGAUCAAGAUAAAAAUUAAGCAUGGACCUCAUGAACACUGUGUCAAAAUAUUGGCUGUAGAAAUUUAUAAUUAACUGAUUUGUAGAGCUAGAUAAACCCGGGCAGGUUAAAGGUAUCUAAUGAACGCAAAAUGGAAAGUAUACGACAAAGAGAAAUUAUUGCACAACCAAAAUAACAUCAAAGGUGAAAAGCGAGCAUUUUGAAAUCAUUUUAGCAAUUAGCAGCUCUAUAUUAAUAAUUCAGAAUAAGAAAUUAUUCUUCCAUAAAUAAUUCUUACAUCAUAACGUGCAUGGAAUUCUAUAAUAUUCAUUUAAAAAAGAUGGAUAAUUAUUUUUAAUCAUACACACUGAUGAUAACUAUUGCAAAUUCUUCCUAAUUUCCACAAUAUCAUAACACUGCAUUUCAUUCAUUCCUAAUAUUGAAUUUUGAAAAUAUUUAAUAUUAAAUAUGGAAUAAUUUCGGAUAUUUUACCUUCUUCAUUUUAUUUACAUUUACCCUAUACAUAAACCAUUAUGGCUAAAGAAGAGAGAAGAAAACAAUAGUAGAUAACUUAGGACGUUGAAAAUGACAAACUGGAAGAAAAUACCCUAAAUGAGCAGGAAAACAUGGUAGAUUAGUUUUGAAAGGAAAAAUUGCCAAGAUCUGUUGCACUGGAUUGGAAGUGAAAAAGUAAAAUCAAAUACUUGACGUUCAUAUGAAAGUAAUUUCAUUAUUUGUAUUCGAUUAUAUUUUUUGAUAUAUUUCAAAUUUAUUGAUAUAUUAGAAAAUAAGAUAUUACUAUAUAUAAUAAGGUGGAUAAAUGUAAAAAAAGUAGUGCUUCCUUCAUAAAAUAGAUGUGUUUGCUGGCUGAGAUCACACGAGAGUAAUGUGAUCCUUCGUUUUUUUACCGACACUAUUUUCGACUGUUUAUACAAAAAAAAAUUGGCGAUGAAAAAUGUAAGUUAGACAAUGCAAUGUUUUACUGUGAGACCAAUUUUACUAACCUUUACCGUUAAGCACAUUCACACCAUCAAAUCGUUUGUGGGUUAUUUUGCCUUUUAUUAACUCAGAUCUCUUCGUUCUCUUUGCUCAAAGUACUGUUUAAAUGUAAUCCUCCUGUAUGUAUUAUAGUGUUAUUUUUUUACUUUCAAUAGAUUUAUAGGCAUAUAUUUAAAGAUUAUUAGCCAUUUUUUUCUAUAUAAUGUACAUGUACAUAAGGUUUUUUGUAAAGAAUUAUUUUUCUGGUCGGAAGAAAUUAAAAAGCAGUUCAAAAAGAAAUGGUUGGAAAUAGUACCAUUUGUAUCAAGGAACAAAAAACUGAUAGAAAUGUGUAGGAAAAUAGCAAAUGUGAUACAGUAAUUUAGAAAGUGUUUGGGAAGAAUUUCUAAAAUGAAGAAUUAUACCAGUCUUGAGAGCGAUAAGGAAAGUAAUUAAAUAAAUGAUAGAAUAGUAAAUGAAAUUUUCAAAGAAAAACCAACAAAAUUAAGAAGUGACUGAAAAAAUCAAUUUACAAGGAUUAAAGGAAAUAUAAAACAAACUAAAGUAGCAAAUAUAUAGUUAUGACAAGGCUACAACGAGAUAGUAUUUUGAAUUCUAAUAAUCGAAAAGUAAUAUUUAUCUAACUUCUAUCUUUAGCUUGCAACCUAUGUACAUUGUACAUGUUACUAAUACACUAUCUUACUACCACUAUUGGAUCUGUUCAAUUGAGGAAGGAGCCCGUAAAUGUUCACAUAAUUCUAUAACAUAUAUAUAUAUAUAUAUAUAUAUAUAUAUAUAUAUAUAUAUAUAUAUAUAUAAAUAUACUUCUUCAAAUAUCCAGUAGGUGUCUAAUAAAUGUUAGACUAAAUAAAUUUCAGAUGAUGAUCGAUUCGAAACAAACAUCAUUCAUAAAAAUAUAAACCGAGCAUUCGCAUAUGAUGUUUAUUUUAACAUUAUUUAUCAACAAUUUAAUCAAAUAGGCUUCAUUUUGGCUCUUCUAAUGAAAUUUCAUAAGAUUUUAUAACAUUGUUUAUUAACAUUAUGGAAAAAAAUAUCAUUUUCCUUACAUGCAUGUAAAAGCAUGUAUAAAUAUACUGUAUGUGAACGAAACGUUCUCUUUUUGUGUAAAGGUCUUACAGUUUUUCACUAUAUACGGACUCCAAAAUGGACAUUAUGAUAAUUCACUAGUUUUUAUUUGCUGACAAGUGAGACAACUGACUGCUAUAAAACAUACUAUACGCAAAAGUUAUGAAAAGUAUGUACUCAAUUUUGAUCCAAGGCAGUUUUUCUUUUAUUUUGAAAACGCCAUCCACCUAGCAUUAAGGCAUUUAGCUGGGUUUGACCAGGUGUAAAUAUCAGCGGUUGCCGAUUCUAUUCAUAUCAAGCAUGACAUCGAACAAUUAAGAUCUGUUCUGAUUAUGAAUCAGAAUUACAAACCAGAAAGUGAACUUUGUGACUAUUUGUUGAAAAUAUAUUCCGUUGAAAACGCAAACUUUCCUCCUAUUAUGUGGGCGAAAGAGGGCUAUAGUUACAAGAACGACUAAUUAUUGUGAAUCUUCUCAUGCAAAAUUAAAUUUUUCUUUUUACGUAACAGAUCUAUCCAUAUAUGUCUUUCUUGAAAGAAGUUAAAAGAAUGAAAAUUGAAACGUAUGUAAAAAGACGAAGUUUUGAUGUUAGUAUCAAUUCAAAUGUUUUUUUUUUUGGUUCCGAUAUAGAAAUUCGGCGACCAUUUUACCUAGUACGACGAGUUCAGCACCGCCGUCGCAUACGAACCAAAUAUGCUAGGGAAGCCAAUUAAGAGAAGCCUGAUUGCUAAACGUAUAAAUAGAAAUACUUUCUGAGAAAGCAAAUUUAGACGUAUGUGAGAAGUUUUUAUUCUGUACUUGAUAGUGGUUCAGACUUUGAUCUACCUUUUUUUUGCCCAGAGGUGAGGUGGAAGCUAAUGCCUUCCUCACAACGGGCGGGUGCAAAUGCUGUGAGUUUGUGUGGGACUCUCACCCACUAAACCACCCUCCUCAAUCCUUGGGAGUGUCGUACGCCGGGAGGACAACAAAUUGUCAUUGCAUCAGCGUACAACACUUAAUCCUUUGGAUUUUUUGAGCUGUUUCUUAGCUUCACUUCUGUCCACCAGUCCGUCAAGACGGCACGAGAAGAGAGGAAGUUACUGAGCCACUCCACCAACUUCAAGGUCUUACAGCUCCCAAAACUGGCACCACUCCUCUACCUUAAAUGAACAGAUUCAUUCAUUCAUAUUUUAUUCACCUCCGCAUUUUUAAGAUAUUUAGUUGAAAAUUCACGAAGAAAAAUAUUUAUAUAUUUUUAAGAUGUUUUAUAUACUAAAAAUACUAGUCAAGCAAUUAUUUAUUUAUAAAGUUGCAAAUAUAAAUGGAAUUUAUUUUAGAAAAAGUUUACUAACAAAAGACCCGGAGACGUUAUACAGCAGGCAUAUUGUAAUUUUUUCCAAGGUUCAAUUCUAUUAUAUACCAAACAUAUCUAUAAACAGAAAAUAUGUACAGGUAUUUAUUUAUUACUUGAUGUUUUCUAAGCGAUAUAAGAUACUUAUAAGCACAAAAAUAUUCAUUUAAAAUUUAAAAAAUUAGAAUAGUUCCUGCAAAUUGUCGUGUAUUAAUUAAGAUUUAAUUGUUUGCUAACAUUUCUGAUAACACAUUCUUCAAAUAUGACUCAAGUCGCUGAAAUUCUGCAACAUAAGUUUUCUUGAUGAUAUUUAUUACUGAAAAGCAAAUUUCGCUUUAUAAUAAAAUAUUUCUUAUUAAUCAUAAAUGUAAUUAUCAAAUUUCACAAAAAAUUAAAUGGGCUAAACGUUACUUCUAAUAUACAGCAAUUAUUUUUGGCAAAAUAUACACCAACCUAACAAAAGUUUAGGUAGAUGAAUAUAUAAUGAAAGAAAUAUGUCAACCAGCCAAUCCUACAAUACAACACUCCUUUACAUACCAGUUCUAAUUUGGUUAACUAGUAUCUGACUUAAUACUUAAUCGUUGAGCAAAUUGUAAAAAACUAAGUUAUAAAGUUUUAGCGUCUUAUUAACACUGCCCUUUAAAUUAUACUAACUAUAUACCAUUUUUGAAGAAUAUGUUAACAGACGUACGAGAUGUCUGAAUAUAUCAUAAAAAAUGAAGACAUCUGUUUAAUGAUUUCAGGAGAAAUCUGGUUAUAACCGUAUAUUAACAUAUUACUAUAUUUGUGAGCGCAAAUAAGAAAACUUACAGUAAAUAUGUAGAUUUAUACUAUUCUUGUUAAAUAAAGUUGUUAAACUGUAAUAUUCGACGACAAAAGUUUUUUUUAUCUUUUAAAUGAAUGGAAUAAUCUGAAAUCGCGAAAUAAAACAUCCGUCCUAGCCUUGACUUCCGCACGAAAUGUGGGACUUAAGGACAUCUACCCUUUCUAAUAAAGGUAGUUCCGAAUUGGUUCUUCUUCUUCUCUGUUGCAUAAUUGUUAUGUGAACCUUCCAUUUUGUUCACCCAUAUAUUGAUAUCAAACGUUAACUUUACUUGGAACCAGUUGGUUCCAUGCAACGUACACACACAAAAUAAUAAAAUAUUUCUUCAACUAUAAUAAAAACGAGAUGUCAUCUACAUAUUUACAUAGUUAUUAGUUUUUAUUUAUUACGAGUUAACCAGUUCACUCCUGUCAUUUAAAUAUUGUUGGUAAGGAAGUCUUCGAAUUUUUAAUCAAGAGUGACAUAUUAAGUACUUUUUAUAAAAUCAGAUAAUGUAAUUUUAGCUAUUUUGAUAACUAUCCAUUUUUAUAUGUUGAGAAAAUGAAACCCGUAGUAGGUACUAGUCAAUUUCGUCUUUUCAAAGUCCAAAAGAAUACUACUUUCAGUAAAAAUAUACUUAAUAUGUGUCACAUCUGAUACUCAGAUAUCUAUAAUGUAUAGAUAUGUGUGUUUUCUUCAAUUAGAUUAAUAUGUAAUAGAGUAAAUACUCCGCCCUGUAUAUAGUUCAGAUUUAUUUAUCAAAUGUUUUAUUCAAAUUAGAGAGCUGGAGAUAUAUUCUUACUGUCUAUUCAAUAAGUUUUAAACUAAUAUGUGUAAUAUGUGAUGUUUUGGAAUCUAAUCUUUAAUUUGCAUGGAAAACAUAGUAGUAGUCAGGCCGCUGAAUAUAGUAAUGAACCCAAUCGAAUGCAGUGAAAAUAUAGAAUAUCUAUAUAAUUAUCGCUAGUAAUACAGAAACUACCUCUAAGUCAACACAGUGUCUCAAAUUGGAAUAUUUUAUUUGUGUAUUUCGAAGCCGACUGAAUUGAAGAUAAUUUACUCUCAAUCUGCUUCCAAAACCUUAAUAUAAAAUGAGGUAUGAGUAUAAGGGUCAAGAACCAAAUACUCUUAAUCAGUGGCAACAGUACCAACUGCCAAAUGAAUAUUACAAAAGGUGUGAGUGGUUCUAUUUGGAUAGAAACUAAUUGCUAGCAGUCUUCCGAAAAUCAAGUGGCCAUAAAAUCAAUCAACUCACAAAUGAAGGUAAAGAAAACGAAAUACUAGUAAUCCGCUAGUACACAGGGAAAUACAGUGGAACAAGCUAGUUUAUAAUUUGACGAGAACGCAAGCUAUGAACCUUCCCACUAAAUUUAAUAAAAACCAUAGUAGAAGUGUUUUUGAAUUUAACUGUUUCACGUUUUCUAAUCACCAUUCCAAUUUCCUACUUAUUGUACUCAUAUAUUACCAGGUCAAUAAGUAGUUUAUGGAGAAAUUUUUCAUAUGCGUAAUAAGAUGAUGCAUUCGAAAAAUAUUUUGUACUGCAUUCAUCAAAUAGACCGUUACUAAACAUUUUCAUAACCACCAGCAGAGCGAGCGUACUCGUAAAACAGUUGAUAAUUUUUUCAAAAAUCGUAACUGACACCGGCCAACAGAAUGGAAGAAGAUAUAAUUCAAUUCAAUACUACUCAUAUACUUUCAUAAUAAUCGGUUUGGAAAUCGAGACCAAUACCCAAUAGAGGGAAUAUAACUUUGGAUUAAUAAUGAUCUGUAGCGAUAUUUUUCCACUUUUAAUUACUUAUUACUACUGUAUAUCGGGGUUAAUUGUUUUCAGCGGCACAUUCUCUUAUGUUCAGUAGGUGUCAGCGCCACAAAAUUGAGAAUUGUCAGAUAUAGCAAUUCCUGAAUAUUUUUUAUUUAUAUCAACCUUAGAUAUAUAAGAAAGUUUGUUACUUCUAUGCAGACUGUCGUUAGAAAUAUAGUCUUAACAAAUA